Cheilinus undulatus (humphead wrasse) is the source of this 3762-nucleotide messenger RNA. It is a transcript of the gene atp13a2, whose product is annotated as ATPase cation transporting 13A2. The record is from RefSeq and is a predicted model, not a curated record. Gene Ontology annotation, biological process: autophagosome-lysosome fusion; intracellular calcium ion homeostasis; regulation of autophagosome size. Lineage: Eukaryota; Metazoa; Chordata; Actinopteri; Labriformes; Labridae. The transcript is spliced from 29 exons. Gene Ontology annotation, molecular function: ATPase-coupled monoatomic cation transmembrane transporter activity; ATP hydrolysis activity; P-type ion transporter activity. Gene Ontology annotation, cellular component: membrane. The coding region runs from base 238 to 3627 and encodes 1129 amino acids.
CGUGCAGCCCCGUCAACGGUGGUUUCAACAGUUUUUACUAUAAGCUCAUUAAAAGUCCUUUCACAACUUAUAAGGCAGCUAACGAGGGGUUGAUUCACGGUUAAUACGCCGUCGAAAAUGACAUGGGGUCGUGUCCCACUUCUACUAGGAGCUGGUUAAACAGAUAGUGUUGUGGAUCUGCAGAGCGGACUCCCUUCACCCAGUCCCCGAGACCCCCUGCUCAGCCCUGAGUCACACAUGGAUGUUCAGGGAUAUAAGUGGGUGCGAUGGCGUGUCUGGCUAUGUCGUCUGGCUGCCCUGCUGUCCUUGGGUCUCAUCCUGAUUGUGUUUCACUGGCGCCCGCGGCUUGGUGUGCUCAUCCGCUGUUGCUCAUGCCCUCUGGCUUUUGCGGAUGUUCUGCUAUUAAAAGACAGUUUUGGCCAGCAGCAUGUGGUGGAGGUCCUCACAGAGGAAAUGGAGGAGGGCAGUUUGGACUUGAUGGGAGACCUGGAGGACAGCGAGUGGAAAGAUACCGUCCAGCUCUGCAAGGAGGAGAAAACUCUGCUGCGCUACUAUCUGUUCGAAGGACUGCGCUACAUCUGGCUGGACAGAAAAGGAGCUUUCUGUCGUGUUAGUGUCCUCAAUGAGGACUGGACCUGCAAGGACCUGUAUGGUUUCCAAAAUGGCCUUAGUCCACUGGAGCAGAGCUUCAGGAGACGAAUGUAUGGGCCAAACCUUAUUGAUGUGCCUGUGAAGCCUUACACAAAACUGCUGUUUGAGGAGGUCCUCAACCCAUUCUAUGUGUUCCAAUUGUUCAGCAUUACCCUGUGGAUAGUCGAUCACUAUUAUAUUUAUGCCAUAUGUAUAUUUCUCCUCUCCAUUUUGUCCAUCAGUAUUUCUCUUUAUGAGAUUCGUAGGCAAAGCAUCACUCUUCGUAACAUGGCCCGGAUGAUCACAAAUGUCACAGUAAGAAGAAAGUCAGGAGAUGAGGAGUGCGUGAGCUCAGUGAAGCUGGUCCCUGGUGACUGUGUCAUCAUCCCUCAGGAAGGUCUCAUUCUGCCUUGUGAUGCUGCCCUGCUGGUUGGGGAGUGUCUGGUCAAUGAGAGCAUGCUAACAGGUGAAAGUGUCCCAGUUCUGAAAACCCCGCUGCCGGCUGGUGACGGCAGGUACAGCUCAGACUCAGAGCGCAGACACACCCUCUUCUGUGGUACCCACCUAAUCCAGGCCAAAGGAGGAGGACCAGGAGGCAGGGGUGCUGUCGCUGUGGUCACAAGCACAGGGUUUUUCACAGCCAAAGGGAACCUAGUCAGCUCCAUUUUAUAUCCACAGCCAACAAACUUCCGCUUCUACCAAGAUUCUGUCAAGUUCCUGCUUAUCCUGGGUUUUGUUGCUUUAUUUGGCACCAUUUACAGCUUUGUGGUCCUCUUUAGAUCCCAUGCAAGCUGGCUGGAGCUGGUGAUCAGAAGCUUAGACAUCGUGACCAUUGCAGUGCCUCCUGCGCUGCCUGCUGCCAUCACUGCAGGCACCAUUUACUCCCAGCACAGGCUGAAGAGACAGGGCGUCUUCUGCAUCAGUCCACCACGCAUCAAUGUCUGUGGCAAGGUCUCAGUCUUCUGCUUUGACAAGACAGGAACUCUCACAGAGGAGGGCCUGGAUGUGUGGGGGGUGAUAGAGGCGGGACCUGCGGGUUUCUCAGAGCUGGUUCCAGAGCCAAGCCUCCUGCCACCAGGGAACAUGCUCUCAGGUCUGGCCAGCUGUCACACAGUGACACUGCUUCAAGGUCAGCGCCUCGGUGACCCCCUGGAGCUGAAAAUGAUCGAGUCCACUGGUUGGAAACUCGAGGAGCCAGAGGGAGAUGGAAAUGUGCUGGAUGCAGAAUUUGGAGGCCAAAAUGUUUUGGCUGUUAUGAGACCGUCAAUUCAGCAGCACCAGGGAACUUCCACCAGCGAACCUGUGGCCAUUGUUCAGAGGUUUCCCUUCUCCUCGGCUCUGCAGAGGAUGAGUACAGUAACAGUGGCCCCCGGUGGACGCUGUCCUCUAGCUUUUGUUAAAGGCUCUCCUGAGAUGGUGGCGAGUCUGUGCAAACCAGAAACUGUGCCAGCCAAGUUCUCCAGCAAACUGCACAACUUCUCCAGUGAAGGCCUCAGGGUGCUUGCCCUCGCUUACAAACCACUAGACAUGAGCACUGACUUAAAGACUAUAGAAAGAGAGGAGGUAGAGAAGGAUUUGCAUUUUCUGGGCUUUUUGAUCAUGAAGAACCAGUUGAAACCAGAGAGUCCCAGAGUUAUUAACAUCCUGAGACUGGCAAACAUUCGGAGCAUCAUGGUCACUGGGGAUAACAUUCUAACAGCAGUCAAUGUAGCAAAAUGCUGUGGGAUGGUGGGAUCUGACGAGAAGGUCAUAUUCGUCAAUGUCAUCCCCCACACACACCAGUCCAUGCCGAUGCUGAAGUUCAACAUGGAAAAUGGAGGGACUGCCAACCAAAACUCUGUAGAAGUAAUCACACAGGGCCUUUACCAGAGCGGCUUUGGCUACCACUUAGCCAUCUCUGGCAAGUCCUUUGCUGCUCUCUGUGAAUACUUCCCUGAAUAUCUGCCAAAGGUUUUGUUGCAAACUACAGUUUUUGCACGCAUGACUCCUGACCAGAAAACCCAGCUGGUGAAAGAGCUGCAGAAACUGAACUAUCGUGUUGGCAUGUGUGGGGACGGAGCCAACGACUGUGGGGCGCUGAGAGCUGCUGACGUUGGGGUUUCCCUGUCUGAGGCUGAGGCUUCUGUUGCUUCCCCUUUCACUUCCAAGACUAAUAACAUCAGCUGUGUGCCACUGCUUAUCAGAGAGGGCCGGUGUUCCCUGGUGACCUCCUUCAGUCUCUUCAGGUACAUGGCCUUGUACAGCGUCGUUCAGUUCUGCUCCGUUCUCAUCCUCUACACGGUGAAGACCAGCAUGUCUGACCUGCAGUUCAUGUUCGUGGAUGUCUUUCUGGUGACCCUGUUGGCCCUUGUCAUGGGUAAAGGAGGCCCCAGCAGAGAGCUGCACCCACGCAGACCCCCAGCCAGUCUGCUGGGUCUGCCUGUCCUGGGCAGCCUUUUUAUCCACAGUUGUAUGAGCGUCCUGGGCCAGCUGGCUGCACUCUUUAUCACUGUCUCACAGGACUGGUACGUUCCUCUCAAUUCAUCAGUGUUUGGAACAGAAAAUUUGCCCAACAUGGAGGACACCAGUGUGUUUGCCCUGUCUGGUUUCCAGUACAUCAUCAUGGCUGUGGUGGUCACAAAGGGAUAUCCUCACAAGAGGCCUCUCUACCACAAUGUGCUUUUCCUCUGCCUACUCUUUGUCCUCUUUGGCCUGAUGAUUUGGCUGGUCGUGUAUCCAGGGGCUUUAGUUUGUAAAACAUUUGAACUCUAUGACUUCACUGACAUGGAUUUUAAACUGCUGCUUGUGGCACUGGCUGCUCUCAACUUCCUCAUUUGUUUUGUUGCAGAGGUGCUGAUAGACCUCGGUUUACUGAACUGCCUUCGGUUGCUGCGUGGGAAGCGUCAGUCAAAGAAACAGUACAAACGCCUGACUACCCUCCUGGCUAAUUCACCAUCAUGGCCGCCUCUUAAUCAAGCCUUACCUUCCACAAACCACACAAUCAUCCACCUUAGCUAGCAUCUGCUCCCCCCUCUGUUGGACUCUAACAGUCAAAUGAGCAAAACAAAAUUGCGAAUGUUUGAUGAUGUCCUCAGCUCGACCAACGAUGCAAAUCAUGUUUACCUGUGUUAAUAAAACUAUUUUAUUUAUCUU